UUUAAAUUCUACAUACAUAUAUGCAUACUACAACGUACCUACAUAAAGGUUGAUCUUUUCUGAUUUACUAUCAACCUUUGUCAAUCCCUUCAAAGAGCUCUCUCUACCUAGGUAUCUCGAGACCUCGCUCAAUUCAACUCGACUGAAUUCAAUUCGAUUCAGCAACCCCACACCCCACAAACGAUGCCCCGCCAGCUAACCCCACUGGACCCCGAAGCCGUGCUUGUGAUCCGGGAUGUUCUCCCAAACAUCACGACUCUCUCUCUGCCUUUCGCGCGCUUCGGGAUUUUGAAAUUCGGGGGUCGCGCUACCAUCGUAAAACUCAGCACCGGAAACCUCGCCAUCUUCUCCCCCACACCCCUCACACCCAGCGUCUACGCCACGCUCUCCCGUCUCGGAAACCAGGUAUCUUACAUCGCGGCCCCGGAUCUCGAGCAUUACCUCUCUUUGCAAUCCUGGAGUCUUGCGUUUCCUCACGCGCGACUUAUCUGUCCAUCUGGCCUUCCCGAGAAACUUGCCUCGCAACGCCAACAAUCCCAAUCCCAAUCCCAACCCCCCUCAUCUCCCUCUUCACCCCCGCAGCAGCAGCCCCCACCUCUAGAAUUCCACACCGUCAUAUCCCGCACCCAGAAAUCCGUGACGCCAGAAUUCGACGCUGAAUUCGAUAUCGAAUUCGUGGACGUGCAUCCCAAUCGAGAAAUCGCAUUUUUCCACCGCCCGACGAAAACACUCAUCCAGGCUGAUUUAUUGUUUAAUUUACCGCCCAAGGAACAGUAUUCGAGAACGACGGAGGGGAGGAACGUUUGGGAUUGGGUGCUGGGGGGAUUGGGGGGGACGGGGGGAAAGGCGUGGGGGCAGAGAUGUAUGGUUUGGUAUGUUUUUGGGAGGGCGGAUAGGGAGGCGUUUGGGAGGAGUGUGGAGAGGAUUAGGGGGUGGGGCGUUAGGAAUAUAAUCCCGUGUCAUGGGGACGUGGUGCUUGGGGAUGGGGGCGAAGUGUGGGAGAGGGUUAUGAAAUGGUAUUUGGCGGGGAAGAAGGGGAGGUAGGCUGUGGGUGUGGCUUUUGGGGGAAGGUCGGCUUGCCUUGAUAUCUAUCUAUCUCUUCAUCUCUCUCUUCUAUUCUUAAUCUAUAUCUAAUCUCAGGCAG
Messenger RNA from Amorphotheca resinae ATCC 22711, 1144 nucleotides. RefSeq lists its product as hypothetical. Bases 184 to 1044 code for a protein of 286 amino acids. The transcript is spliced from 2 exons. Lineage: Eukaryota; Fungi; Ascomycota; Leotiomycetes; Helotiales; Amorphothecaceae. The record is from RefSeq and is a predicted model, not a curated record.